Opisthorchis viverrini is the source of this 180-nucleotide messenger RNA. RefSeq lists its product as hypothetical. The record is from RefSeq and is a predicted model, not a curated record. Lineage: Eukaryota; Metazoa; Platyhelminthes; Trematoda; Opisthorchiida; Opisthorchiidae. The transcript has 2 exons. The annotation marks the transcript as partial.
AUGGUAGCUAGACACCGAAUGGGUGCUAAGGCUGAACGUUUAUUUUUCAUUAUUGUUUUACUCAAUUCACGCAAUGCUUUCACCUGUCACGAUACAGAUUAUGCUGGAUACACCGAUGAACCGCAAGUGGAUGCCAAAGGCAGAUCGGUCGACGUGGACUCCGCUGGAGACUCUGGCCAA